ACGAAUUCAGAGGCUCCAUCAGUCUCUGUCUUACCUGCAAUCAUGAAGCUUACUCUCUUCGUUCUUUUGGGUCUCGUGGCUGCCCUGACCUUCGCCCGUCCAGACUCUGUCCUGGACCUUGAUCUUGACGACAUCCAUCACGACCAGGACAUCGAUGACGACCAGGUUAUCACUGGGACCUACAGCUGGACUUCUCCCGAAGGCUCCGAGUUCUUCGUCAGGUACGUCGCCGACGAAGACGGCUACAGAGUCCUGGAGUCCAACGCCGUGCCCGUCAGCGACGACGGCGUCAGGGCCAACGGCCAGCAGGGAUCCUUCGACUCCGACGAGGAUGACGACAGGAAAUAGAUGAUAUCCUAGACCUUGCCAGCCUUACCAUCUCCUACUUCUUGGAAUAGGAAAGGACUUCCUCCCCCCAACUGAGUUUUAUUCAGUUCUCUACUGACGAAGUUCCUUGAUCUAGUUCCUGAUAUUUUCUAUCUUGACUUUACAGAUGACAGGUCUGUCUGUCUGUCUGUCAGUCUCUAUCAUGUAUUUAUGAGCGAAAUAAAUUAGAAUAUUUCAUAAAUCAAA
Macrobrachium nipponense is the source of this 573-nucleotide messenger RNA. RefSeq lists its product as uncharacterized. The transcript has 3 exons. Lineage: Eukaryota; Metazoa; Arthropoda; Malacostraca; Decapoda; Palaemonidae. Bases 43 to 348 code for a protein of 101 amino acids. The record is from RefSeq and is a predicted model, not a curated record.